AUGUUCAAGCAAACUUGGGUCAAGUUCAGCCCAACUCUUGCUCCUGUACUUGGCUUCCCUAGAGUGCCAGUGCACGGCAAGCCUGCCGAUGGUUUCAAGCACACCUUCCUUCAAUUUCCCGCCGCGGAUGAGCCGGAGAUCAUCGAGACCGACGUGGUCAUCGUUGGUAGUGGUUGCGGUGGUAGCGUGGCGGCGAAGAACCUGGCCGAAGCAGGCCACAAAGUACUAGUGUUGGACAAAUCUUAUCACUACACGUCAAAUCACUUUCCCAUGAACUUCAACGAGGCCUUUAAUAGCAUGUUCGAGUCAGGGGGUGCCGUCGUGACCGAUGAUGGCUCGAUGGCUGUUCUGGCCGGUUCAACCUGGGGUGGCGGUGGCACGGUCAACUGGUCCGCUGCCCUGCAGACCCAGGGAUUUGUACGCGAGGAAUGGGCGAAGAAUGGUUUGCCUUUCUUUACCUCGAUGGAGUUCCAGAACUGUCUGGACCGUGUUUCGGAGCGGAUGGGGGUCGACGUUGAGCAUAUAAAGCACAACAAGACAAACCGCUUUAUUCUCGAGGGAGCUCGCAGACUGGGCUACGCUGCGAAGACCGUGCCCCAGAAUACGGGCCACACUGAGCAUUAUUGUGGCUACUGUACGCUCGGCUGCCAUUCCACGGGGAAGAAGGGCCCCACGGAAACUUUCCUGGCAGAUGCCGCGACAGCCGGCGCAACCUUCAUUGAAGGCUUCCGUGCAAACAAGAUCCUGUUCACUGACACUAAAGAUGGCCAGGUAGCGUCAGGGGUCGAGGGAGUGUGGACCUCCAGGGAUGCGUACCUAGGUCGUUCAGGUGCAACUGCAGUUACGCGAAAUGUCACCAUUAAGGCGAAGCGGGUAGUCGUCUCUUGCGGCACUCUGCAAAGUCCUUUGCUGCUUCUUCGCAGUGGAUUGAAGAAUCCCCAGAUUGGCCGGAAUCUCCACCUUCAUCCUGUUGCCAUUGCGGGUGCAGUGCUAGAUGAGGAGUUCCGCCCUUGGGAAGGCGCUGCGCUGACCACCGUCGUCAAUGAGCUCGAGAACCUGGAUAAUCAAGGUCAUGGAGUUAAGAUCGAGGCCUUGUCAAUGGUGCCCGCGGCUUUUCUCCCUCUAUUCCCCUGGCGCAAUGGUCUCGACUAUAAGCUCUGGGUGCAGAAGUUGCCUCGCAUGGCCGGUCUGAUCAUGCUUGCGCGCGAUCGAGGCACUGGGCGGGUUUAUCCAGACCCGGGUGAUGGACGAAUUCGCAUAGACUAUGCUGUUUCACCCACGGAUCGUAAGCACAUUGUCGAAGGUAUAAUCGCCAGUGCCAAGAUGGCAUAUGUUUCGGGCGCAAAGGAAUUCCACACUUCAUGGCGUGAAGUGCCCCCGUUCAUCCGCCCGGUGGAAUCCGAUGCCGAGGAUACAGAAGGUGCCAAUAAUGCAGCACUUCAGGCUUGGAUCGCGGAAGUGCGUCGCAAGAAACCCCUUGAUCCGGAGCGAACUAUGUUUGCCAGUGCGCAUCAGAUGGGGACGUGUCGAAUGGGCAAAUCACCCAGGACCAGUGUGGUAGACUCGGACUGUCAAGUCUGGGGCACCCGGGGUCUGUAUGUGGUGGAUGCGUCCGUCUUCCCCAGCGCCAGUGGCGUCAACCCCAUGCUCACCAACAUGGCCAUUGCCGACCGGGCUAGUCGUAAUCUGGCCCGAUCGAUGCGGAGAGGCGAUCAGAACUUCCACGCUCGUCUGUAA
This is a messenger RNA of Aspergillus luchuensis, 1737 nucleotides long. RefSeq lists its product as uncharacterized. NCBI's taxonomy places the organism in Eukaryota, Fungi, Ascomycota, Eurotiomycetes, Eurotiales, Aspergillaceae. Bases 1 to 1737 code for a protein of 578 amino acids. The record is from RefSeq and is a predicted model, not a curated record. The transcript is spliced from 2 exons. Gene Ontology annotation, molecular function: long-chain-alcohol oxidase activity; flavin adenine dinucleotide binding.